This is a messenger RNA of Dimorphilus gyrociliatus, 1558 nucleotides long. The record is from the annotation of a GenBank genome assembly. Lineage: Eukaryota; Metazoa; Annelida; Polychaeta; Dinophilidae.
AAUGAUUAUUGGGUUAUUUUUUCUAAGCCAAUUGGUAAUUUUGGCAUCAAGUUCAAAUGUGUUGCUGUUAACACCGCCAAUGACAAAAUAUUCAACAAAGAGUCAUGCAGAUAUUCUUAUUGCUCUUGGAAAAGGAUUGAUUGAAUCUGGCCAUAGAGUUAGUAUUUUAAGUCAAGGAACCAAUCGAAUAGACAAACCUGGUAAUAUAUCACUUUUCGACAUACAUUCACCAGUUUCUAAUGAACAAGUGGAAAUGGUUGGAGAGGCAAUAAGAAACAGCUCAAUUGAAAUGUUAUAUCAAAAUGUAUCUUAUAUAACAAUGGAUAAGCAAUUUAAAGCUAUUUGGUCUAGUUUUAUCGAUGAUUGUCGAGUAAUGCUAUCAGAUCCAUCAGUUGAGAAACGACUCAAAGAAUUUGAUUUAAUCAUUGUUGAUCAUUUUUUCUUUUGUGGGUUUCUAUUGGUUGAAAAAUAUAAAAAACCAUUUGUUAUGUUUGAAUGUUCAUCAUAUUUAACAUAUAUAGAAGCUGCUGUACCUGGACAAAUGUCUUGGGUUCCCGCAUUUAUGAGCUCUUUAAAUGAUAAAAUGACAAUAAUGGAUAGAUUGAGAAAUAUCAUUUCUAAUAUCUAUGUAAGAUUUUUCUUAGGAGCGUUUGACAGGAAUUUUGAGAAAUUGAAGGCUGAAUUGAAUAUUUCACCUGGUAAAAGCAUAUCUCAAAUUCGACAAGAAGCUCAACUUUUCCUUAUGAAUUCUGACCAUAUCUUUGAAUUUCCUCGUCCUUUAACGCCAAAUGUAAUACAUGUUGGUGGUAUUUUAGCAUCUCAGCCAAUAGAUACUACAACUAUUCAUCCGAAAUUCCAUGAAAUUACCACCAAAAGAUUUGGUAUUAUUGCAUUUGGCAGCGCUUUGAACUUUUGCCAUCGUCCUAACCUGUUAGAAGAUAUUCGUAAAACUCUUGUAGAAUUUAAAGAUAUUCAAUGGAUUUGGUCGUUAAAGUGUCAACUGAAUAAUGAAAAUUCGAAUAUUCAUAUUUUCGAAUGGAUUCCUCAAGCAUACCUUCUUUCUAGAGAGAAUUGUGUUCUAUUCAUAUCACACGGUGGUUUAAAUUCCAUUUAUGAAGCAAUGUAUCACGGAACACCAGUUUUAGUUAUCCCACUUCCUUCAGAUGCAAUGGAUAAUUCAGUUCGUUUGAAAAGACACGGAAUGCUGGAAAUUUUGCCAUUCAGUAAAAAAGGUGUAUCUUCCUUUUAUGAUUACAUUCUUAAGAUGGUAAGAGGAACAUCUUAUCUGGAAUCGGCAAAGAGAGUCUCCUCUCUCCUUAACUCUCAAAAGCCAAAACCUUUAGAAAAAGCUGUAUAUUGGAUUGAGUAUAUUUUAAAGUUUGGUGGUAGCCAUCUAAGACACUCUGCAAUGGAUAUGCCAAUCUAUAAACUCUAUAAUUUAGAUUUGCUAACAAUUGCACUAAUCCUGUGUUUCUUAACUAUUUGGGUAAUGAAAAAAAUAUUCAUUUUCUUUUUAAGAAAAUGUUUCAACUUUUUCAAAAAGUCAAAAAAAGAUUGA